Molecule: messenger RNA, 720 nt
Organism: Spirodela intermedia
Lineage: Eukaryota; Viridiplantae; Streptophyta; Magnoliopsida; Alismatales; Araceae
Source: the annotation of a GenBank genome assembly
AUGAUGGGAACUCGAAUCGAAGAUGGGGGAGAAAAAAAGACAAACAGGUUGAAGCCUAAAAACCUAAUUCCCGUCGGGGAGAACCCCGCCCUACAAUUUUUCUCCCUUCCUCCUCCGCUCCCGCUCUUCCCCCCGCCCCUCCAGCACUUUUCCUCCCCCCACCCCCCCUGAGAUUUUCUUGACAGCAAGACUUUUCAUAGAACAAAUUUCCUAACCACCGAAUCCGUAGAGGGUCCGGCCCUGUCUCUUCAGGGCGUACACAACGUCCAUGGCGGUGACGGUCUUCCGGCGAGCGUGCUCCGUGUAGGUGACAGCGUCGCGGAUGACGUUCUCGAGGAAGAUCUUGAGAACUCCCCUCGUCUCCUCGUAGAUCAGCCCGCUGAUGCGCUUAACUCCUCCCCUCCUCGCCAGCCUCCGGAUCGCCGGCUUCGUAAUGCCCUGGAUGUUGUCCCUCAGCACCUUGCGGUGGCGCUUCGCGCCACCCUUCCCCAAGCCCUUGCCUCCCUUCCCCCUGCCAGACAUUGUAUCUCAGAAACCCUAACCCUAGAAUCCCGCCCUCUACCUACAACAACGAGCUCUUGGACUAGAAACCAGGGAGACGGCAAAGAAGUCACUUCUCGUGAAGGGGGAGGGAAGGCGGCAUUUAUGGUGUUACCGAUCGGGCAACCGAUGCCAACUACGGAUCCUCGUAUCGUCCCCAGAUAUAUUCCUUGCCGUUGA